AACCCCCAAGGCCAAAACAGAAAAAGUGAUUGCAGAAACUUGUGAGACUCUCUCACGCUUAAACCCCUUCGAAGUUUAAACCUCUGGCGUGGCUUGUUGGACACAAAGAAGCUCCAACCAAGAUGCAGGGUGUUGUAAAAAAAAUGACCAAGAUCAUUUCACGCAGACAAAUUCUAGGUUUUCGUUCCUAUUGCGCUGACAGGGUUGGUGUUGAUAUUGGACAACCAACCUCUGCAUCUCAUCCGCAGCUACUAAAAGAUGGGGAGCUCACACCAGGCAUAUCUACUGAGGAAUACAUCCUAAGAAGAAAAAAAUUAUUGGAACUUCUCCCAGAGAAGAGUCUGGCCAUCAUUGCUGCUGCCCCAGUAAAGAUGAUGACGGAUGUUGUGCCUUAUACAUUUCGACAAGAUGCUGAUUACUUGUAUCUCACUGGCUGCCAACAGCCUGGUGGUGUGGCUGUUUUAGGACAUGACUGUGGUUUAUGCAUGUUCAUGCCAGAAGCUAAGCCUUAUGAUGUGAUUUGGCAAGGGCAAAUUGCAGGAGUUGAUGCAGCGUUAGAUGCAUUCAAGGCUGACAAGGCAUAUCCAAUGAGAAAAUUGCAUGAGAUCCUUCCAGAUAUGAUAAGGGGUUCAUCAAAAUUGUUCCACAAUGCUCAGACUGCAACUCCAGCAUAUGUGGAAUUGGAAGCCUUCAAAAAGUUAGCUUACUGUAACAGUGUAAAAGAUCUAUCGGUUUAUACCCAUCAGUUGCGAUGGAUAAAGUCACCUGCAGAGCUCAAGCUGAUGAAGGAAUCUGCAUCAAUUGCUUGUCAGGCUCUUUUGUUGACAAUGCUGCAUUCAAAGACAAACCCUUUUGAAGGUAUGCUAGCAGCAAAGGUGGAAUAUGAAUGCAAAGUGAGAGGUGCCCAGCAAAUGGGAUUCAAUCCUGUGGUGGGUGGUGGGCCUAAUGGAAGCAUUAUACAUUAUUCUAGGAAUGAUCAGAAAAUAAAACAUGGAGAUCUUGUUUUGAUGGAUGUUGGGUGUGAGUUACAUGGUUAUGUUAGUGAUCUUACUCGUACCUGGCCACCUUGUGGUAGCUUUUCUUCUGCCCAGAAAGAGCUUUAUGCGCUUAUACUGGAAACAAAUAAGCAUUGUGUGGAACUCUGUAAGCCUGGUGUCAGUAUAAGGCAAAUACACAACUAUUCGGUUGAAAUGCUGAAGAAAGGACUCAAAGAGGUAGGAAUCUUGAGAGAUGUUGGAAGCAAUUCCUACAACAAGCUGAACCCAACCUCUAUAGGUCACUAUCUAGGAAUGGACAUCCAUGACUGUUCAAUGGUCAGCUUUGACUGUCCUCUGAAGCCAGGUGUUGUAAUAACUAUCGAACCGGGAGUGUACAUCCCAUCAUCUUUUAAUGGUCCAGAAAGGUAUCGAGGUAUUGGCAUAAGGAUUGAGGAUGAGGUUCUCAUCACAGAAACAGGUUAUGAGGUCUUAACAGCAUCAAUUCCAAAAGAAGUGAAGCAAAUUGAAUCAUUACUAAACCACUGCCUCGGAAUUGGAGUGGAUAGCCAAAAUAACAUGAGAGCCACAUCAAGUUGAUAUUCCCCAUUCGCAUUCAAGAACCACCACGACAUUGAAUCCUUGAGAUGUGAUGGCAUGGGCCUAAUUCUAGGAGCGGUUACGUUUUUUAUUUAUUUAUUUCAAAUCUUUUAAUUUUCGUUUCCUGGAUAUUAAUUUUUAACCUCUUUGACGUCGAAAU
Molecule: messenger RNA, 1734 nt
Organism: Abrus precatorius (Indian licorice)
Lineage: Eukaryota; Viridiplantae; Streptophyta; Magnoliopsida; Fabales; Fabaceae
Product: intermediate cleaving peptidase 55, mitochondrial
Exons: 14
Coding region: 123-1574 (483 amino acids)
Cellular component (GO): mitochondrion
Molecular function (GO): metalloaminopeptidase activity; manganese ion binding
Source: RefSeq, a predicted model, not a curated record